AUGGCUCCAUACCCAGCGCAGCCUAUCCGAGGCAGGGAAAGAUACCGGAUCAUGAUGGAUAUCCGCAGGUUAGAUGCCCAUAACUGGCUUACCCUGGAUAAGAACUAUAUGGACGAACAUCGAGUCAGAGAUCUUUUGCUUCGUGAGAAGAGGGAUAAAGUCUUGCGAUGCCUACCCGAAUCUCUGGCUUCAUGUCAAGAAACACUGGAAGUAGUCUCGGAGUUCCUUACCGAGCGCUUUCCGACCAUGUUCAAAAAAACAAUUUAUGAGAAUGACACCUGGAUCGAAAAUAUGGCAACAAAAGAGAGAUUCAAUAUUGGUGGCCAGGGGCCAACUGUCAACGGCACAGAUGCUCUGGAGGCGGCAGUUCGGCUCACGAUGGAGGAUCUCAGUGUGUUGAUGAUGAAUGAGGAUGGAGAGUAUUAUUUAUUCCUGGCUCGUUUAUCCCCAACUUCGCCCAUGGAGAGAUCCAACUACUUUGUCGAAGUCAAACGACCAGAUGAAGAUCUUCACGAUAUUUUAUACCGCCCUGGCUCUCUAUGUGAAAAGGAGCUCAGUGAUCCCUCGCCCGACGAAAUCAUCAUUCGUCGUGAGAGACAGACCUUCCGCCGAUUGCCCCGCACAGGGGCCAUUGUAUUCGGCGUGAAGACCUAUUUAACGCCGCUCAGGCAGUUACCGAUGCAACAAUUGGAAAACCUAGCCAAGGAAAUGAAAACAUGGCCAGAUUACGUCAGUCAGUAUAAGGGAAAGGACCUGUGGGGCAAAAAGGUUCUGGAGUAUUAUAACAGACGCCUUACAGAAGCCCAGGGCGAGCCAACAGAGAAAGUUUCUACUGAGGUUUGA
Messenger RNA from Penicillium verhagenii, 843 nucleotides. RefSeq names its product heme-dependent oxidative N-demethylase family protein. NCBI's taxonomy places the organism in Eukaryota, Fungi, Ascomycota, Eurotiomycetes, Eurotiales, Aspergillaceae. The coding region runs from base 1 to 843 and encodes 280 amino acids. The transcript is spliced from 2 exons. The record is from RefSeq and is a predicted model, not a curated record.